Molecule: messenger RNA, 1421 nt
Organism: Nematolebias whitei (Rio pearlfish)
Lineage: Eukaryota; Metazoa; Chordata; Actinopteri; Cyprinodontiformes; Rivulidae
Product: poly(rC)-binding protein 2
Exons: 13
Coding region: 221-1195 (324 amino acids)
Biological process (GO): regulation of RNA metabolic process; regulation of gene expression
Cellular component (GO): nucleus; nucleoplasm; cytoplasm
Molecular function (GO): single-stranded DNA binding; mRNA binding
Source: RefSeq, a predicted model, not a curated record
CACAGCAGCAGCAGAAGAAGAAGAGUGGAGUCCGAUCGAGCAGCGGCGUCUCUUCCCUCUUCCCCGGAUCCUUUCAAAACUCCCUCCCGAACCUCUCCCCUUCUACCCUAACCACCCUGUCCACCCCCUGAACACACCCCACGGCUCGGUUCGGACAUUUCAGCCAGUAACCAAAAGCUCCUUGUGUUGACCAUUGUGUGUGGACUGAACAGCAAACAACAUGGAAUCGAGUCUUGUUGAAGGAGGACUUAAUGUCACCUUAACCAUCAGGUUACUCAUGCAUGGGAAGGAGGUUGGAAGCAUAAUCGGCAAGAAAGGAGAGUCGGUAAAAAAAAUGAGAGAAGAGAGUGGCGCUCGCAUCAACAUCUCUGAGGGGAACUGUCCGGAGAGGAUCAUAACCCUGGCAGGACCCACAACCUCAAUUUUUAAAGCCUUCUCCAUGAUCAUUGAGAAACUGGAAGAGGACAUCAGCAACUCGAUGACCAACAGCACGGCCACCAGCAAGCCACCAGUCACCAUGCGUCUCGUUGUGCCUGCCAGCCAGUGCGGCUCACUCAUCGGCAAAGGUGGCUGUAAGAUCAAAGAAAUCAGAGAGUCAGCAGGAGCUCAGGUACAAGUAGCAGGGGAUAUGCUGCCCAACUCAACAGAGCGUGCCAUCACCAUUGCAGGGACCCCACAGUCCAUUAUCGAGUGUGUCAAGCAGAUCUGUGUCGUCAUGCUGGAGUCUCCACCAAAAGGAGUGACCAUCCCGUACAGGCCCAAACCCUCCGGCUCUCCGGUCAUCUUUGCAGGUGGUCAGGCAUACGCUGUCCAAGGGCAGCACGCCAUUCCACAGCCUGAUGUAAGUGAAGGGCCCUCUCUCACCAAACUUCACCAGCUGGCCAUGCAGCAGGGCCCCUUCCCCAUUGCACACGGUAACCAAGGCUUCCAGGCUGGAAUGGAUGCCUCUGCACAAACAGGCUCUCAUGAGCUGACCAUUCCAAACGAUCUCAUCGGCUGCAUCAUUGGUCGUCAGGGCGCAAAGAUCAAUGAGAUUCGUCAGAUGUCAGGGGCUCAGAUCAAAAUUGCCAACCCGAUAGAGGGCUCGACUGACAGACAGGUCACCAUCACUGGCUCCCACGCCAGCAUCAGCCUGGCUGAGUACCUGAUUAAUGCUCGGCUGUCUUCAGAAGCCACUGGACUCGCAGCCAACUGACAUGGAGGAUCUUCAUCAGCAUCUAAUACAACCCCUCCCCCUAAUUUUUACCAAGAGGUCCCUUCUUGAACUUAAUGCAAAAACCAAGUACUAUAAACUCACUGUUUUCUCCUGCUUUGGUUAGACACCUCCUCAGUUGUAAUUAUGCCCUCGCCAAGAUAUUAGUAUUUUAUUUAUUUAUUAUGUUUUAAAUUCUGUUGGCAUAUAGUUUUCAAAGACUUUCUUC